UUCGCACGCGGACAUCGGCCGGUUCGUCACCAGCCUACACCACACACACUACCGUGUCGGUCGCCCGUCUUAAGACGUCAUGCCGGAUCAGUGUUGAGCUACUCACCGUACACAAACCGUCGUUUGUCAAAUCUGCCGUUUACCACGGACAUCGUUCGACACGUGUGACUGUAUAAACGACUUGCCUACCGUAAGAAAUACCGACGAAAAUUCAUUGAAUCCGUCACAGCCACGUCGUCGUCGCCGUGAGUACACAAACAAAAUAGCACUGCGAUGAUGUCUUUGGACGACGAUGGUGGCGGUGGCAGUACAACUCAACACAAUAUGAGCAUGGAAGAUUCGUUGAUGCCUAAACGAGAUCCAUUGUACAUUGUGGUACCCAUGACUAUAGCGUAUUCGUUGAUAUUCGUUACUGGUGUCAUAGGCAACUCGAUCACUUGUCUUGUAAUCGCCAAACAUAAGUACAUGCACACCGCAACAAACUACUACUUGUUCAGCCUGGCUGCGUCCGAUCUCAUACUUCUCGUUUCCGGACUUCCACAAGAGAUGUGGUCCAUAUGGUCUAGGUAUCCAUACGUUUUCGGCGAGAUAUUCUGUCAGCUUCGUGGCCUUUUUUCCGAAAUGUCGGCAAACGCCACUGUUCUUACCAUAACAGCAUUCACGGCUGAACGGUACGUGGCCAUAUGUCAUCCAUUCAUGGCGCAGAGCAUGUCCAAGCUGUCCAGAGCCGUGAAAAUAAUCAUCGGCAUUUGGUUGGUAGCCGUGUUAUUUGCCAUACCUCAGGCAUUACAAUUCACAGUAUCAUCUUGGAACGAUUCGCCUGAAAACGUGCAAUGCAACAUUCGUGAAUUUAUGCUGAUGGGCUCCAGUCUCCGGCUGUCCACGGUAUCGUUCACGCUGUCCACCCUGUUGUUUUUCGUACUACCAAUGACUGUUAUAACAGUGCUGUAUGUACUGAUCGGUUUCCGGCUCCGGCGCACCGAUAGACUGAAAAGGACCGUCACGGUGCGGUCGACCACCGGUGAAAAAAAAAUCUCUUCGCCCGAAUAUAGGGCGAAUUCCUCGUCAAAAGUGCUCAAAAUGUUAGUCGCUGUCGUCGUGGCGUUUUUCAUAUGUUGGGCGCCUUUUCACGCUCAGCGGCUGAUUGCCAUAUGGGGUGUUAGUCAAGUCUCGACUGGAGAUAUAGGCAAAGAACUCAUUGAUCAGUUGUACGGGAUCUCCACGUACAUAUCCGGAGUGCUCUACUACAUGUCUACAACGAUAAAUCCAAUUUUGUACCACAUUAUGUCGCACAAGUUUCGAACGGCGUUCAAGGAAACCAUGUUACGGUGCUGUUGCGGCGGACGGACCGGCAAGCAGCGGUGUCUGCGGCGGGGGAGCGGCUCGCCUGUUGCCGCCAAUGGCGGUCAGAGUUACCGGAGGGUGUCUGCUGGACAAGCGUCUCUCGGCAGUGGCGACGGACUACGGUGCUGGCGGUGGCUGACGGCCGCGAAGAAACCGGGCGGCUCCUCCAAGUCGCCACCGCCUGGCCCGGUGGCGCUCAGCGAUUGGACAAUGAUCAGCAACAGUAGCCUCAGGGACGUGGACGGCAACGAUCUCCGGGACGAACUGGUCGGGUACGCCGCGACCACCACCACCACGACGGACAGUUGUUCCAAAGAUAGCACGUUAAGUUUUACCUAAACGUUAUAACAUUGUAACAAAACGUAGGUACUGUUUUAUAUUGUAAAGACAAACACAAACAAAAUAUAGAUAACGCGUUUACUAUUUAUUUAUGUACACGUGUAAUGUGUAUAUAUUAUGUAUAUGAAAACACAGAGGGAGAAAAUAUAGAAGUCGGCUUGCUUUUAUUCAAUUUCCCGUUAUGCUGAUUUUAAUAAUAAUAUUAUUUAUUCAUACUACCGUUGUUGCUAUAUUAUGCUUUUUUGUAUACUUUGCAAAAGCGACCUCGCUUUUUUUACUCUCUGUACUCUUCAUUUUGAACCGUGAACUAGCCCACAUAUGCCUACUUAGGCCAUUGAUCCCAUACCUAAAUAAAAAACAUUGUCCAAUAACCUACAUUGGUCUCGAUAACA
This is a messenger RNA of Adelges cooleyi (spruce gall adelgid), 2075 nucleotides long. Its product is annotated as pyrokinin-1 receptor-like. The coding region runs from base 274 to 1683 and encodes 469 amino acids. The record is from RefSeq and is a predicted model, not a curated record. Gene Ontology annotation, cellular component: plasma membrane. The transcript is spliced from 6 exons. Gene Ontology annotation, biological process: neuropeptide signaling pathway. NCBI's taxonomy places the organism in Eukaryota, Metazoa, Arthropoda, Insecta, Hemiptera, Adelgidae. Gene Ontology annotation, molecular function: neuromedin U receptor activity.